AUGCAUUUCGAUGGAGCCUCAGCUUUGGAGGGAAAUAAAGCCAAAGGUAGAGGCAAGAUCCACUAUUUCAUCGAAAUGGAGCUUCGGGUAUCACAGCAGAGCGUGAACUGGCUCAGCCCAGGGUACUUGGAUGCUGAGAUCCUGAGGGUAGACGUCGGGGUGGGAAAGCAGUUCCGGGGGCCACUGCAGACCCUCUCAGAGAGGAAGCUCAACCCAGUGAAGUGCAUUGGCGGGUGUGUGGGCACGGGGCACAUUAGUGCAUGGGAGGCGGACUCUGCCAUGGCCUCCCAGGGCCCCCUCCCCCUGGAUAAACCAGAUCAGUUGCCCCCCACCUUCCUCGAGGGUAGAAACGGGGAGUCUGCUGCCUGGAAUGUUCAGGGCCAAGCUCCAAGCCUCCCGGCCCCCAGCGUAGAGCCCCAGCCCCCGGCGUGGCCACACCAUGACACAGGAGCAACUCAGGAGCCCCUGAGAGUUUCGAGGGGUAACCUGGGAAACCCAUGGAGCAGUGAGAGCGGGUUGCUGAGCCUGCGACAGUCCAGCCAGGGGAAAUGCAAGGAAAGUGACACCAGCCUGUUGAGCAGCGGGUACGCGGGCGAUGAGGAGAACAGUGAGGUCAGCCUGGUGGGCAACACUCCAAUCUUAAGGUUGCCGAGAAGGCUCCACACCCAGGCAGGCAGCGCCCCGAGAAGCCAGCUGUGUGCCAUCUACGCGCCCAGCCAGAUCAGGAGCCAGGUGGCCAGCCAAGCCCGCGGCAGCAGGCAGGCUGGAGGGGAAAAGUGAGGCCAGCCUGCCCAGCAGCGGCAUCAGCAGCAGGGCCAGCAGCCUGACCAGCAUGAGCUUCAUCAGCCUGGGCAGCAGCGCCCUGAACUACCAGGUGAGUAGCGGGCUGCUCAGCUCUGCCCACAGCCUUCCCGCCAGCCAGGCCAGCAGCUGCCCAGACAUCCCAGUGGACGGUAAUGUGCAAAGUGGGGUGAAAAGUAACACCAGUCUUCAGGAGGACAAGUCUGGGGACAAGGCCAAAGCCGGCGACCAGGCCGCCAAGGGGGAGCAGCCCGCCCAGAUGUGCAUGCCUUUAUGAGUCGGCUCGCCGGCCACCAGGUUCUUGAAAAAUACAGAUGUAACGGCCCAGCAAACCUAGACUUCACCCAGAGUGGUUAUUGCCAGAGCAAAUACCUUUAAAAAAGUAUACACUGACUGUGUUGGAAACUUGGAUAGCCCCAUUUGUAGCAACAACCAUCAGCAGCAGGGUCGUGUGUAGCGAGAACUAUGGAUGAUGAGCACCAUCUACACUGACAAUCAGCAAUCAACGGUGAGACCAUCUCUACUGAGAACCACUGUUGAGAAGAACGGCUGUAUAGAGACCCGUCGGUGCUGGGUUCACCUGCAUCCACCUCCACUGGCCAAACCACUGUGA
Neomonachus schauinslandi (Hawaiian monk seal) is the source of this 1414-nucleotide messenger RNA. RefSeq names its product chromosome 5 C16orf82 homolog (gene C5H16orf82). NCBI's taxonomy places the organism in Eukaryota, Metazoa, Chordata, Mammalia, Carnivora, Phocidae. The coding region runs from base 1 to 780 and encodes 259 amino acids. The record is from RefSeq and is a predicted model, not a curated record. The transcript is spliced from 3 exons.